Messenger RNA from Desarmillaria tabescens, 1893 nucleotides. RefSeq names its product glycoside hydrolase family 16 protein. The coding region runs from base 1 to 1893 and encodes 630 amino acids. Gene Ontology annotation, molecular function: glucosidase activity. The transcript has 7 exons. NCBI's taxonomy places the organism in Eukaryota, Fungi, Basidiomycota, Agaricomycetes, Agaricales, Physalacriaceae. Gene Ontology annotation, cellular component: endoplasmic reticulum membrane; plasma membrane. Gene Ontology annotation, biological process: (1->6)-beta-D-glucan biosynthetic process; fungal-type cell wall organization. The record is from RefSeq and is a predicted model, not a curated record.
AUGGCCCAGAAUUCUGCCCGGCGAGCACCACAGACAAGUCCUCAAGAAUACGCUGCCGUUCCCCAGAGUCCUCGUACUGGAAUGCCCGCUCCACCGUUGUCACCAGGUCCGCGACCGCCUGCCUCGACCUCAAGCAUACAGCAAGGCAGGGGUUCCAUUGCACAAGGCGUCGCCAGCGGUGCAAUCGGUGCAGGAUAUGGGCCUUAUUCCUACAAUCCCUUGAACCGCGAUACUCUGUACAACGGCUCACGGUUUAGUGCAGCGCCUUCCGAAGUCUCAUCAACCACGGGAAGUAAUGGAGAAAAAGCGUUUUCUUCCAACACAUCGACUGUCCCUCAGUAUCUCUGGGAUAAGGAUCCUGAUCUCGACGAUGCCCUCCACAAUCCGGAUCCUGUUCGUGACGCUCAAAUGGACCGCUCAUUUACCCUCUUCUCUGCGAGGGGCUGGCUGAACGCCGGUGCUCUUUUUAUCCUUGUUGUUGGGCUCAUCACGCUCUUCGCUGGAUACCCGGUCAUCGUCUUUUACAGCAGAAACACUGUCACGACCUCAGGGUUCAACCUCGGUGGGAUCAAUGGUUCAGGGCAGAUACCCGACCUUCCCGGCCUUCCUUCCCUCAUCGACAGUGACACUCCUUCAGAUGCCUAUACACGUACAGGCCAGGAUGGCAAGAAGUACAACCUCGUCUUCAGUGACGAGUUUAACACAGAUGGACGGACAUUUUACCCCGGCGAUGAUCCGUAUUGGGAAGCAGUCGAUUUUCAUUACUGGCCUACGGGAGACCUUGAGUGGUAUGAUCCCAGUGCCGCCAUUACCGAAAACGGUAAACUUGUAUUGACUAUCACCAUGGAGGAUGUCCAUGAUCUCAAUUUCAAAAGUGGCAUGAUUACUUCGUGGAACAAGUUUUGCUUCAUGACAGGCUACGUCGAGGUUUCCGUUAGUAUGCCGGGAAGCUCGACAGUCCCCGGUUUCUGGCCAGGUGCAUGGUCCAUGGGCAACUUGGGUCGGGCAGGCUAUGGCGCCACGACAGAAGGCAUGUGGCCUUAUAGUUACGAUUCAUGCGACCUCGGAACCUUCCCGAACCAAACAACUGCAGAUGGCUCGCCCGCUGCUGCCCUUACGGGUUCUAGUUUUGGGGGAACUCUUAGUUAUCUGCCCGGCCAACGAGUGUCUGCCUGCACGUGCAGUGGAGGCGACCAUCCAGGUCCAAGCGUAGAUGUCGGUCGUGGGGUUCCCGAAAUCGAUAUCCUCGAACAUCAAAUUGACGUCGACAUAUUUCAAGGAGAGGUGUCACAAAGUUUCCAGAUUGCGCCGUUCAGCUAUCAGUAUAACUUUGUUAACACCACGCCGGCUAUCGUCGUCACGGAUGAUACGAUCACCACUUUUAACACGUACAAAGGUGGAACGUACCAACAGGCCGUUUCCGCUUUGACCCUUAUUGAUCCCACGCAUUACAACGAUGUAGCGUACGGGACAUACGGGUAUGAGUGGUGGUCGGAUCCUAACAACCGGGACGAUGGCUACAUACAAUGGUAUAGUGGAGGCGUAGAAUCCUGGAAGAUUACUUCUGCUGCCAUUGGGCCCGAUGCAACCGUAGAAGUUAGUCAGCGCCUCAUACCUGAGGAGCCGAUGUACUUGCUGCUCAAUUUGGGAAUGUCACCAGAUUUCCAGGCCGCGGACUACAAGCACUUGGUCUUCCCAGCAAAGAUGUAUAUCGACUAUGUGCGGGUAUACCAGCGUGCAGGGACGAAGAAUGCUGUGACAUGCAAUCCUCCAACACGGCCUACACAGGAUUAUAUCAACAACCAUAUCGAGGCCUACACGAAUCCCAACUGGACAACAUGGUCAGCGGCUGGAUUCGACUUCCCCCGCAAUUCUAAGUAUAACGGUUGUUAA